This is a messenger RNA of Centruroides sculpturatus (bark scorpion), 715 nucleotides long. RefSeq lists its product as uncharacterized. The transcript has 2 exons. NCBI's taxonomy places the organism in Eukaryota, Metazoa, Arthropoda, Arachnida, Scorpiones, Buthidae. Bases 23 to 376 code for a protein of 117 amino acids. The record is from RefSeq and is a predicted model, not a curated record.
UGUUGACUCGUGCGAUUGUUUAAUGCGAGUGCUUUUUCAAGUUUUGCUUCGUUUGCAGAGAUUGUUUAAAAUGAUAAUGGAGAAUUUCAGAGAGUUAAAGAAGUUGCGCAUCCCGGACAAUGCAGAGUCCGAGGAUGACGCCUGGUCUUGGCCAGGUGUCAUAAGGGUGCUUCCGAAAGAUGCGCAGGAGAAGUGUCAUACACCGGACGUCAAACGGGUGGUGGUCGUAACUCCGGACGACACCGCCUCGUCUCUCGUCCAAUAUCUGGAGGGGCGAUAUCCGGAGGUUCCGGAAUGGACGGUGGAGACAUCGUCGAGUGAGACCGGAGUGGGCAGAAAGGAGUCCGAAGAGUCCGUCGAGCGUAAAAGGCCUUGAAGGAAAAGGUUGUUUUGCUGCUGGAAGACAUAAACCUCUUCUCUGGCCAGGCCUUGUUGCGCAGAUAUCGACUUUCCACCGAAUGUAACAACGCCAUUCGGAAGUGACCUCUCACCCGAAUAUGACACUCACAGGAAUUGAUUUUUCACCUGGCUACGACGUAAUCGACUGUAUUUGACUUUCUAUCCCAAUUUACGGAAGGAUACUUCGACACCAUUCGAGAUUCGGUUAAAGAGCAUAUAGAACAACGACAGUGACAUCAAGUAGUGUUCUGAUGUUUAAUUAAAGGCUGUUUAUACGACUAUAACUGGCCAAAACGACUUAUAUUCUACAGACAUU